Cladophialophora immunda is the source of this 1779-nucleotide messenger RNA. RefSeq lists its product as uncharacterized. Gene Ontology annotation, cellular component: membrane. Lineage: Eukaryota; Fungi; Ascomycota; Eurotiomycetes; Chaetothyriales; Herpotrichiellaceae. The record is from RefSeq and is a predicted model, not a curated record. The transcript has 11 exons. Gene Ontology annotation, biological process: transmembrane transport. Gene Ontology annotation, molecular function: transmembrane transporter activity. The coding region runs from base 1 to 1779 and encodes 592 amino acids.
AUGGAUCCUGCAGCAGAGAAAUCCUCCAUUGCUCAAGAGGUCGAGGCCGUCGACCACGAAAUCGGAGCACGCAAAGUGGGUGUUGCUACUCCUGCGGCCGACGACUUGGAUGUUGGAGCCAGUAUCGUGCAGGCUCAAGAAGAUACCCAGUAUACCGAGGAAGAAAAAUCCGCGGUCUUGAGGAAGAUCGACUGGCGCAUCAUUCCACUGGCAGCCUGGGCUUGUGGUCUUCAGUUUGUGGAUAAGUCUGGACUGGGAGCAGCAGCAACAUAUGGUCUGCGUGAAGAUCUCAACCUCAAGGGCCAAGAGUAUUCAUGGUGUGUUUCGAUCUUCUACUUUGGCUACCUGGCUGGCUCCUUCAUCUCCGGACGCGGCCUCCAGUACUUCCAUGCGGGAAAAUUCAUCGGCUGUGCAUAUUUUAUCUGGGGCGGCACCCUGUUGGGGUGUGUUGGGGCGCAGAACUAUGCAACGCUGCUAGGCCUCCGCUUUCUCCUAGGGUACAAUGCAAUCUCCCCAUGUCCUUUCUAUAGCCGGAAGCCUGCUGAAAUCAUCAAUUAUGCUAGAGUCCUUGAGUCGUCCUUGGUUCCUGGUCUGCUUCUCAUCACAACGAUGUGGUAUCGGCAACAAGAACAGUCCCUGCGAUUUGGCUUGUGGACGGUGACCAACGGCAUCCUUCCAGUUCCUUUUCUUGUCAUCUACUGGGGUAGGGCUUUUGAUUGGAAUUUUGGUGCUAAAUCGGUUCAGCGGCUGAUGGAAACCCCUUCUCUAGGUCUUGGACAUGUUGAUUCGGGCCCUGUGGUGAGCUGGCGGCUAAUUUUUCUGCUCUUGGGCUUGCUGAGUUGCAUCACCGGCAUUCUACUGUUUUUUUUCAUGCCAGACUCGCCCGUGUCGGUCAAAUGGUUGACCGAGAGAGAAAAGGCCAUCGCUAUCAAGCGCCUAGUGGAUGAUCAACUUGGUGUCAAAAACACCCAUUUCAAAUGGGAGCAAUUGAAGGAGACUCUGCUCGACUACCGCUUCUGGAUGAUGGUCCUGCAAAUGUUCUUUUCGCAGGCCGCGGGAAAUGUCACCACGAACUUUCUGGGAAUCAUCAUCAAGGUAACCAAGAAAGCCUCCCAGAUAAGGAAUGGAGCAUCUCGGCUGACGUAUGGCCCUUCUCCCUCGAUUCAGGGAUUUGGAUACACUGCAUUGAAAGCCCAGCUAUAUACGGCGCCGAACUUCGCGGUCCAGGCUGUAACCCAAAUGAUUGUCUCUACUCCUCCGACGCUGUUGCCCCGAUUCCGCAAUUUUAAGCAACCUUUGGUCGCCAUCGCCAGCGUCAUCGCCUUGAUUGGCAUGGUCAUCCUCUAUGUCACGCCGGCGGAGACACAGUACCAAGGGCGACGACUGGCCUCGGUGAUCAUCAUCUCUUGCUCCGGAGCGAACUACACCGUCGUCAUGGCCGUCAUUGGCACAAACACUGCGGGGUUCACCAGGAAGCAGAUCUCGACCUCGACAGCCUUCUUCCUCUAUUGCGUGGUCAACAUUAUAACCCCCCAGACCUUCCUCGGUUCGGAGAGUCCUCGAUAUCACACGGGUCUUGCAUUCAUUCUAAGCUUCCUUUCUAUCUAUAUUGCCUUGUCCUUCUCCACCUGGCUCAUGAUGAGACUUGUCAACCGCGCCCGUGACAAGAAGGCUCUGACGAACCCGGCCUACACAACUGGUGAAGCGAACCUGGAUGAGAUGUCCGGUCUCAGAGACGAAACGGAUUUGAGGAACAAGCAUUUCCGUUACUCUGGCUGA